AAUCACCAAACUUACAAAAUCUUCCAAUUCCCUAGAUUUUGUAACCAACAUAACCUCAAAUUUUCGUAUGUGUUUUCGGCAAAGUUUUCGUUUGUCCUCUGUGUUUUAAAGUGUUAUUAGCCCAGAAGAGGGCAAGUGUUUGCAACAAAAUGAGGAUCAGUCUGAAUUUGAGCAAGUUUUUUGAAGAUCACCGCUCUUUGGCCAAAAUUUUCAUAAACAAAAAUUUCAAAUGUAUAAAAGACGUUGAAAAACACAUAACGAACAUUUUCGGAAUUGAGAAUUUCUAUUUAAAGUGUGACAACCACUAUUUGCCAGAAGCUGAAGACGUUCAUGUGCUAAAUGAGGAUGAAGUGGUGUGGGCCAUUCCGUUCGAUGAGACCACAGUUGAUUUCACAUUUGAUGCUACUGAAGAGGAAGAAAAACCAAAGGUAAAAAAGAAGAAGAAACACAAGAGUGAUGAAACAAUGGAAGUAGAAGAGGAGCCGCUGAUCCAGAAAAAGAAGAAAACGAAGAAAAAAACUGAAAAGUUGGAUGAGCCUGAAACGAAAAAUAUGAAAGAAGAAAGAAGAGAAAAUGAAGCCGAGUUUGAAAGAAAGAAGAAAAAAAGAUCUUUUGAUCCUACGGAUACUUCAACUAUUGAGAGGAAAAAGCCCAAAGAAGACUUUGUUUCCCAAAAUAACGGAAACUUGAAAAACUCAUCUAGUUCCGGUGAUGAAAGUUUUACACCACUUGGACAAAACAGCACGAGCGUUAAGUCACUCGUUGACAGUUUUGAAAAUAAGUGUGCUAGGAAAAACCACCCCUUUAUAAAUAAUGCCUUCGAAAAACGAGUAAAUAUUGUGAAAACUAUAAUAAUUUCAAAUGGAAAGACUGACAUGCUGAAAGAUAAGAAGUUAGAAGACUCGUCAGGAGUGCACAGUAACAGCUCAGCUGAUAAUAUAAAUACAGAAAAUAACGAUGCAAGUAUUAGAGAUGAUAGCAGUAUUACUACAAGUAAUACAGAUCCUUCAAACCUUGAUAUUUGUCAGCCUAGGAAGAGGAAACGCACUCGCCGUCACAAAAACAAGAAAAAAACUAUUGAUUACGAUUUUCUAAGGAAUUUAAAUGUUUCCGACUUUUUAGAAACUUCUAAGGCUUCUACGAUCGAGUUCAAACCAUUAGAAAAAGCUCCUGUUCACGUUAGAUUUGACGAAGAAGAUUCAGACAAAAGUCAAGUUAAAAAUAUUACUGAUUACGAAUUUUUAAACACUUCUAAGACCAGUAAUUGUAUAAUCAAGUUUAAAAAACCAUUAGAACAAGCUCCGGUUUCAGAAGAAGUUUCAAACGAAACUAAAGUUGAAAACAAGACUGAAAACGAAAAACAAGAAAAAUCUGAGGAAAACAAAUGUAACGGUGACGUGGUUACAAAACCGGCUCCUGAAAAAAAUGAAAUAGCUAAUGGAAAGUUGAAUGGUGAUCAAGUUAUAACUCUAGAUGAGCCUUUUGAUGAAGAAACAUUUGUUAAGUGUAUGUUGCAAUUUCCUGUCAUUUCGGGAAUUGAACCCAGAAUUGGGGAUGUGAUAGCGUUCAAGAUUCUUAGGAUUUCUGAAAAUUACACGCCUGAGAUAUCGUCCUGGAUAGUGGGAAAAGUUGUAAACUAUAAAAAUAAGGAGGUUACGUUUGAUAUUACACAUGGGCAAGAUCAGUGUGUGAAUCCUCAAGGCAAGUUUUGUCUAGAGCAGGAAGAACCAGAAGAACAAAGUAACGAAUUCAAAUGUUUGUGGCAGAAUGUAAUAGAACCGAGGUGUAUUUAUCCCUAACACGUUAAUGUUUCUUCUUAUUAUUCCUGUUAAGUGUAGUGAUGAAACUACUGUUAUAAAAUAUUUUGUUUGUAAAAUUCUACAAUAAAUUUAUGAAAUCGU
This is a messenger RNA of Tribolium castaneum (red flour beetle), 1901 nucleotides long. RefSeq names its product coilin. Gene Ontology annotation, cellular component: Cajal body. NCBI's taxonomy places the organism in Eukaryota, Metazoa, Arthropoda, Insecta, Coleoptera, Tenebrionidae. The record is from RefSeq and is a predicted model, not a curated record. The coding region runs from base 150 to 1799 and encodes 549 amino acids. Gene Ontology annotation, biological process: spliceosomal snRNP assembly. The transcript is spliced from 4 exons. Gene Ontology annotation, molecular function: U1 snRNA binding; U2 snRNA binding.